Molecule: messenger RNA, 717 nt
Organism: Orbilia oligospora ATCC 24927
Lineage: Eukaryota; Fungi; Ascomycota; Orbiliomycetes; Orbiliales; Orbiliaceae
Exons: 1
Coding region: 1-717 (238 amino acids)
Source: RefSeq, a predicted model, not a curated record
AUGACGACUCUACCCCCUGAAAUCGAGCUCAUGGUCCUGGACGCCGCCCUCACCGACUGGCUUGAACAACCUUCUCUCCGCGCCGUUUGUACCACAUGGAGAAGUUACAUAGAUAACUCUCCUGCUGCAUUCGCUGCUAGGUAUGAGCCCUUAGUCGUGCUAGGAAGCUUAGAUCACCCAUACAAAGUCCGCCAAUUCCACCAUGUUCUCAGUUACCGCAAGCGCUUGUUUCAAUCCAAGGCUGCCCCAUACAAACUCCUGCCUUGCACUACCCAGGAGGACGGGAAUGGGAAGGUAGUCAAGAAGCUUCCCGAAAUCAAUAUUUCUAUAUAUUUUGACGAUCCAUUGAUAAAACCUGCUGAUUGCCGGGCCUAUCCUCGAGUCGUUACCCCUAUCUGCGGCGCAGAUUUUUCAUUUACACAUGUCUCUGGCCACAGUAAGGUCGAAUCGAAUUGGAACCCUGGAGAUGGUACUGUUGGAUCUUUUCUCGAACGCUUUAAGAUACACGUGGACUCUAUCUUGGAUGUUGAUGAGUUGGAAGGAAGGUAUGAGGAGACAAUAUUCUAUCAAGUGCUUUUUAGUCUUGAUGAGACGUUGUAUAAUAAAGAUGGAUAUGGGUUGGCGAUGAUUAUUCGGCCUUUGACAAUUCUACGGUCACCUGAAGAACCUGCAAUUGCAUCAAAGCCGGAAGAGUCAGGGGUCGGCGCUCAACCCUAA